CAAAAAAGACAAGCAAAAAAACCACCAGAAUCAGGGCCCGUCAUUGGACUUGCCUCCACAUCACUCUCCCGUCGCGUCCUACCUCGCAAACACUCAUGGCGUCACCCAACGGAACCGGCUACCUCCUUCCGGCCGGGGCCCAGGGGCUUGCCAACUACCCGCACGCCCGAACCAUCCCCAGCACAGCGAAGACGAUCUUCGUCUCGGGCAUCUCCAGCAGACGCGCCGACGGCACAUUCGAAGGUUGCGAGACGAAACCCGAUGGCUCCUACGACCUAGACUGCGGCGCCCAGACGGCGGCGGUGCUGCGCAACAUCGAGACGGUCAUCCGCGGUGCCACCGACGGCAAGCGCGGGCUGGAGAGCGUUGUCGAUGCGACUGUGUUCCUGAUGGACAUGAAACGGGACUAUGCAGCCAUGAAUGCCGAGUGGAAUAGGAUAUGGCCGGACCGCACCAAGGCGCCGACGCGGACCUGCGUGCAAGUCGCGGCGUUGCCAAACGAGAAGAUCCUGGUGGAGAUCAAGUGUCAAGCGGUUGUAUCGGAUUGAGGAGGAGUCUAGAAGUGGAGUGGGCGGGUGGCAGUUCUCAUCAUCAGUGGUGCAAUUCAAACUACAAAGUACAAAGUUGGUGCUGCAAUUCAUGCAGGGGCCUGAGCUGGGGCGUCUCAAAGCAACGUUGAGUCCAAGGUUCCCGAAGGACCGGAUAUCCCUUUAAUCAUAUCAAUUCAAAGCCCAUCGAAUUCUCA
Thermothielavioides terrestris NRRL 8126 is the source of this 745-nucleotide messenger RNA. RefSeq lists its product as uncharacterized. Gene Ontology annotation, cellular component: cytosol; mitochondrion. The coding region runs from base 96 to 548 and encodes 150 amino acids. NCBI's taxonomy places the organism in Eukaryota, Fungi, Ascomycota, Sordariomycetes, Sordariales, Chaetomiaceae. Gene Ontology annotation, molecular function: deaminase activity. The record is from RefSeq and is a predicted model, not a curated record. The transcript has a single exon.